AAUAAAAUAUUUGCAGCAAUUUUUAGAUGACAUGAAUGACUACUAAAAACCUACAUCUUUCACAUAGUUAGAGAAUUGUCCAAACAAGGCCUCAAUCCCAAAAAAAUAAAAUAAAAUAAAAUAAAAAGAGCACCAAGGAAGCGAGUUAGAAAGUUUUAUGUUAAAAAGCAAGUGGAAGUGUUUCUGGAUUUUAAGGUUACUUUCCAUGCAAGGAUUUGCUUCUGCCUACCAAAUAUAGCAUCAAACUUUAGAGAGAGUGUGGUUUUAGUGAGAGAAAGAGAUCUUCAUACGUGCUUCUUUUUGUUUUUUUUUUUUUUGCUCUUAUUUUUUACUGCCAUAAAACAGUGGUGGCAGAGAACAGACGGUCGUCCUUCCCCAAUUGCUUCGCAUAUUUCUAGUACGCGAGAGAAACAGAGCCAUGAAAGUUCAUUUGGAGUAGGACUUUUUGCAGAAAAAAAAAAAGCGCAGAUCUUGUUAUUGUCCAGAGAGAGACAGUGGAAAACCCCGAAUGGGUUUUAUUCUCCAAACACAUGGAAAUAAAGAAAAGAAAGCAAAGCAACCUCGUGAUCUUCUUCUGAACCUUGGUCGAUUCUGAUCUGGGUCUCUCUGUUGCAUUCCUCUGUUUCUUGGGCAUUUGUUUUGUUUGGUGGGUCUUCUUUUUGGAAUGUGGUGGAAAAAUUUCAACUUUCCUGGAAAAUUUAGAGCUUUCGCUUCGAUUUUUGAUCUGGGUUGUUUCUUUUGUUCGUCUCCGUUUUUGGUUGGUAAAUGAAUAUGAUGAAGCAAGAUCAAGAAAAGAGGCAUUUCUGCAAGCUCUGCAACAAGAGCUUCACGAGUGGGAAGGUAUUGGGAGGUCAUAUGAGGUCGCAUCUAGCUAAGAAGAAUUCAACAAAAACAGAGAAAAAGCUCAAUAAGAUCACCAUGGAUUAUGAAGGAGGUGGUGGGGCUUUUAGUUACGGGCUAAGAGAAAACCCCAAAAAGUCUUGGAAAUUUUCAGGCUCAGAAGUAGAAGAGGGUGUUCCAGGGCAAGAAAACCUCUGCAAGAUUUGCGGCAAAGGGUUCGCUUCAAUGAGAGCCUUGUUUGGUCAUAUGAGGCAUCAUUCAGGGAAAAAAAGAAAAGGUGUUAUUGGACUUCGAUGCAAAGAAUGUGACCAAGAGUUUGAAUCGCUGAGAGCUCUCACUGGUCACAUGAAGAGCCACCACGCAGAAAGAAUUGGGGUCUCCAAAAAAUCAACUGCCAUUUCAACCUCCCAGAAGCUCUUUGGGGAUAGCCAGUAUGGCUGUGAAAACUCGGGGCUGAUACGGAGGAAGAAAAGAUCGAGAAGAUUAAGGUACAAGGUUUCUCCAAAUUCUUCUUUUGCUAAUAAUCUGAGUGAGAAUUCUUCAUAUGUUACUGAAUCUGAGCAAGAAGUAGUGGAGGUUGCUGUGACCUUGUUGAUGUUGUCUAGAGGUGUACGGAACCGGGAUGGAUUUAGUUCGGUCACCGAGUCUUCUGAUAACAAUUCUGCAACUUUUGAGGCCAAAUCGGCGAAUCAAACUCACACUCUGGUGACUAAUGGUGGUGGGAAUUAUGUUUCUGAUGAUGAUGAUGAAGCUUUCAAGAUGAAGAAACCAAGGCUGGAGAAAUUGAAAGUUUCUGAGUUUAGUGAAAAUGAUUCUGGGUUUGUUAGUGAUGAGGGAAAGAUUGUGAAAUUGGAAGUUUCCAUCGAUAGGUUUUACAAAGGUGUGCACAAGAUGCCCAACCUGGAUGAUGAUGAUACUGAGAAUAAGAAUGGAAGUCAUGAGGGGAUGAGGAUGAUGAACAUUAUAAACCCCUUUGAAGUAGAAUUACACGAGAAUUUCACAGAGGGAAUUAGAUUGGAUCAAGCUGGUUUAGGAUCUUUGAAGUCUGGUUUGAGAAAGAAAGCCAGGAUUGGUGCCUGUUUUGACCAACUCAUAGGAAGUCCUUGCGGGCCUUCAGCAUCUGAAAUCUUUGAUGGUUAUGGGAGGAAAAAUGAAUACAAGUGCAGGAUAUGCAGCAAGAUUUUCCAUUCACAUCAGGCACUUGGAGGCCACCAAACGAUUCACAGGCCUGCUAAAAAUUGUCAUGCAUUGCAGAUUGAUGACCACCCUGAAAGUUUCUGCAACACCAAAACAUUUUCUGAAAUUGAGGCUGCUUCCAAGGUUGGUCACAAGUCUGAAUUUAAUGGGGAUUCGAUGGUGGAGAUGGAUAAAGUAACAGUAAUGACAAGCUGCGAGAGUAAGGAACACAAAUGCCCUAUCUGCUUUAAGAUUUUUGCUUCAGGCCAAGCUUUGGGUGGUCACAAGAGAGCUCAUUUUGCUAAAGAUUCGGAGGCCGGAGAAGAACAGAUCAGUUUACUGAACCAAGAGCUUUCUGAUAUUUGUGAUAAGGUAAUUGGUUUUGAUGUCAGAAUUGAGGAUGAGGCAAAGGCUGAUGUAGAGCUCAAAUCCUGGUGGGUCAAAAAUGAUCAGAAGCAUGAGCUGCUGCUGGGUCUAAUACCCAACUGAGAAAACUGACUAGCUGUGACUUACCUUCAAGUUUUCCAGUGAAUUUUACGGCUGGUUCAAGGAUAACUCGUACAGAGAAACCCCAAAAUCGUAGACCACACUCUUAGAUCUCCAGCACAGAAGAAAUGCCCUACCCAGGCUGAGUGAGGAACCGGCUCAUUAAGGCUCUCAAAGUCCAAUGGUCCAAAUGGGCCCAUUAAGCAAGAAACCCCAAUGACCCAAAUGACAGUUGUUAAUGGCGCAAUUAGUAUAGCAGGUGGGUUACAAUGCAAACAAACCUUUAAUCUGCCAAUUUUCAUUUCGAAUUUAUCUCCCAAUGUUGUUACAGGGUAUCCCUUAAUACACUCAAAUGGCAUUGAAAACUCGGCCAUUACAAGUCAAAUUUCCACAUUGCGAGACACUAGAGCUCAAACACUUGGAAUGGUGACACUCGGAAGAAGUGA
Molecule: messenger RNA, 2948 nt
Organism: Ziziphus jujuba (common jujube)
Lineage: Eukaryota; Viridiplantae; Streptophyta; Magnoliopsida; Rosales; Rhamnaceae
Exons: 2
Coding region: 766-2505 (579 amino acids)
Source: RefSeq, a predicted model, not a curated record